AUGCCAGUCGUGAAAAGAGCUCUUCCAGCACCCGUCUCUGUCUCCGUAGCGAAGACUUACCUGGGAGAGUUGACCGUAGAGGCGGAAUCAAACUCGCCCGCGUAUGCUCGAAGCGAGUUCAAGACCUGGGACACCAUAUCCGGGACGUGUGACACAAGAGAAACUGUCUUGAAGAGGGAUGGGACAGACGUCGUUACAAAUAGCGCCUGCGCGGCUACAUCUGGCAACUGGGUCUCGCCAUACGAUGGCGUCAGCACGACACUUGCAAGCGACCUCGAUAUCGAUCAUCUUGUGCCGCUGAAAGAGGCGUGGAUGUCGGGUGCCAGGUCUUGGACUGCUGCUCAACGCGAGUCUUUCGCGAACGACUUGACACGCCCUCAGCUCGUUGCCGUCACUGAUAACUUGAACGAAGCUAAAAGUGACAAAGACGUUGCCGAGUGGGUACCUCCCUUGGUGAGCUACCAAUGCACAUAUGUGCGCGCUUGGAUCACGGUGAAGCACUACUACGGCCUCAGUAUCGAUAGUGCGGAGAAGACGGCGUUGACCAAAUACCUUGACGCUUGUUAA
Messenger RNA from Heterobasidion irregulare TC 32-1, 567 nucleotides. RefSeq lists its product as uncharacterized. NCBI's taxonomy places the organism in Eukaryota, Fungi, Basidiomycota, Agaricomycetes, Russulales, Bondarzewiaceae. The record is from RefSeq and is a predicted model, not a curated record. The coding region runs from base 1 to 567 and encodes 188 amino acids. The transcript has 7 exons.